Acanthisitta chloris (rifleman) is the source of this 2055-nucleotide messenger RNA. Its product is annotated as cadherin-like protein 26. Gene Ontology annotation, cellular component: adherens junction; plasma membrane; catenin complex. Gene Ontology annotation, molecular function: cadherin binding; calcium ion binding. Gene Ontology annotation, biological process: calcium-dependent cell-cell adhesion; homophilic cell-cell adhesion; adherens junction organization. The transcript has 13 exons. The record is from RefSeq and is a predicted model, not a curated record. Lineage: Eukaryota; Metazoa; Chordata; Aves; Passeriformes; Acanthisittidae. The coding region runs from base 1 to 2055 and encodes 684 amino acids.
AUGGAGGAGGAUGGAGCCAGGAUCUUCCCAGGUGGGAUGGGAGGCAACAGGCAGGAACUGGAACACAGAAUAUUCCACCUGAACAUGAAGAAGAACUUUACUUCAGGAGGUGCUGAUCAGUCAGGCAGUUUGCGUCCCCUCCAGCGCACCAAAAGGACCUGGGUCGUCACCACCAUUGAAGUACAAGAGGAGGACAAAGGACCAUUCCCCAAAUAUGCUGGACAGCUGGUCAAUAACAGAUCAUUUAAUGCCUCGGUAAGAUAUUUGAUCAGUGGCCCUGGGGUGGAUGAGUACCCAGAGAUUGGAUUGUUUUCAUUAGAAGAUGAUGCACGUGGACAGGUUUAUGUACAUCGCAGCAUCGACAGGGAAGAGACCUCAACUUUCCAGAUACGUUUUGAUGUUGUGAGCAGAAAAACUGGAGAACGAGUGGACCACCCUUUGUUUUUCAACAUAAAGGUUAAAGAUAUCAAUGACAAUGCACCUGAGUUUGCCAAGGAAGAAUAUAACAUUACAAUAAGAGAGAACCACAAUAAAGAUGAACCAGUUUUCCAAAUCACUGCCAUGGACAAAGAUGAAAUUGGCACUGAGAAUUCUCAGGUGUCCUAUUCUAUGAGUAUGCAAAUGCCUGUUCCACGGGGACUCACAUUUAAUAUUGAUCCUACCACAGGAUCAAUACUUCUGUCAGGAUGCCUGGAUUAUAAGACUGCCAAGUCUUUCAAACUUGUGAUUAAAGCCAGUGACCACGGAAGUCCCCAGCUGUCAUCUACUGCAACAGUCAACGUAGCUGUUGAAGAUGCAAACAACUACCUCCCUGUAUUUAUUAGUGAUAAUUACCAGCUACAGGUUUCAGCAGGUCAAGAACAUGCAGCUGUAUUCAGGCUCCAAGUGGAAGAUAAAGACUCCCCCAACACUUCAGCUUGGAGAGCAAAAUACACCAUAACAAAAGGCAAUGAGAAGGAACAGUUCACCAUUGAGACAGAUCCAGACACAAAUGAAGGCAUUUUGAGUAUUAUCAGGCCUCUCAGCUAUGAAGAUGACUCUGAGGUGAGACUUGUCAUUUCUGUAGCAAAUGAAGAACCUUUCUUCUUUUGUAAAGAUGGCAUUACAAUGAUCUCCAGCCUAGAAUCCACAAAGACAACUGUGAACAUCAAGGUCUUACAGUCACAACAUGUUCCUAGCUUUCAUCCUCCUAUACUCACUGUCCAAAAAGAAGAUUCAAUGGUGCCUGGGAGGGUAUUUAGAAGGUAUCUUGCCACAUAUCCAGAUGAUGUGCCAGAUAACAUAAAGUAUGAACUAGCCCAUGACCCAGAUGGGUGGCUGAGUGUGGAUGAGGAUUCUGGAGUUCUUACUGUGGCAAAGGAAUUUGAUCAUGAAUCCCCUUUUGUGAACAACAGCCUGUACACUAUUAUUGUGCAUGCCACUGGUCAUGGCAAUUCAGCACAGACUGGUACUGGCACCAUCCUGCUUUACUUGUCUGACAUUAAUGAUCAUAUGCCAUCGUUAGUGGCUCCUUCUCUUGACGUGUGUGACAAAAAUGAAGGGACAUCUCUCAUUAUACAAGCUAAGUCUCCUCUGGUCCAUUCACAUUCUGGGCCAUUUACAUUUGAGCUGGCUGAGGACUCUGAAGAUGUGCAGCAUAGCUGGACAUUAGGAAGGAACUUUGUGUCCAGCCUUGUACUUUUCCGCUGUCACCGGUCAAGAUUUGCAAAACCAGCCAUUCUUUCAUCUCAGGAAGGUGAACAGACUUUAAUCAGUUAUAAUGAAGAGUCUUUUUCUGAGAAUCUCCCUUUCCCUAGUUACAAGCCAUUCCAACCAAGACCCCUUGAUCAUUUCAUACAGACAGUGGACGAAAUACUGGGACAGAAACUGUAUGACCAAAACACACUGGAUGAUUAUGGGGAAAACUAUGACCCUCACAGAUACACUGAGGAAGGAAAACAAGAGCGAAGUAACUCCCCCUGCUCUGUCCCCAGUGACAGUGAGGACUUGCCUGUCGAUUUUUUGAACACUCUGGGACCAAAGUUUUCUGCUCUGGAAGAAAUCUGUCAGAAGUGA